UUAGAAGAACCUUACCAUCAGUGGCGUAUCUAGGCCUACAGGAAAGCAUUGGAGCGUGGCAUGAUAUUAGUUAUUUCUAGAUCAAGAGGACUAUUCGCUGAAAUAGUCAUAGGACAUGUGAAAUAACGCAGGUCAAUUAAUUGUACCUCUCGAUCGUAAUGAGCAUGACGCAUCUCCUCCGAAGCUCGCGGGGGAACUGAGGCAGAUGCACUGUCUUCUAACCAUUCAGGAACCGGUUAUUGUUGGUGCAGGACACGAAAAUUAACGUUAGAGUAGGGAUACUAGAGCAUGCAGCCAAAAUGUUGAAGCUUCUACUCGUCUCCAGCCUAUUGCUGCUGACCGCCCUGGCAGCCCAUGCCCUCACGGAGGCCGAGAUCGCCAAGUUCACUCAUAAAGACGGCACAACCUCCCUAACGACAGAUCCAACGGAUGCUAAUGUCCUCAUCGUCAAAAGCAAUGGUCUACCAGACCACGACUGGCAAAGGGUGAACCCGAACACCCCGCAAAGCCAAUCCCACUCGUACAAAGUCCAGAAGAACCCGUCUCUCCCGGCGGUGUCCGGCACCAGCCAGUGCCUGCCCAUGGCGACCAUAGGCAUAGCCAUCAACGGGGUCCCGUUCUACAGUCCCUACACCGCCGAUAGUCUGAACGCUGGCGAGUGUGAGAAGUUUGACAGUUGUGACGGCCACGCGGACGACCGAGGUUCCUAUCACUACCAUGUCGGCGCAACAUGUGUCGUCGACGGCGUCAAGGACAAAUUCCUGGGGGUUGCUAUGGACGGACACCCCGUUUACUCCGCCCCUGAUGGUUUCGACAAGACCAAGUUGGACGAAUGCCAUGGGCAGAGAUUCACUGAUAAAGGUGUCGAGAGAUACAGGUACAUUUUGUCCGGGACCAAAGUAGAGGACUAUCCGUACAUUCUGGGAUGUUUCAAGGGUGACAUUAUUGAUGACAGGAUCAAGAAUGGUAUGAAGAGCCCUCAGUGUAGAAAGGCUGAUGUUAUAAAGAGUAAGACAGCUUGCAAGGGAUCUGUUACUGGCGUUCAAGGUACCACCAUGCUGCUAGCGAAUGUUGUGGUCUUUAUCAUAGCUCUUUGGUACUAGCAUACGUCAGCAACAAGGACAAUUGCGAUCGUCGAAAAAGCACAAUUGUGAUGUUGUAUCUAAAUAAGCACAACCCAUACGGCAAUACAACGACAAAAGCGCAUCAGGUCAUCCCUACGAGGACAAUAUAACAACCAAAAAACGUUACGUGCUGGCGAAUGUUGUGGUCUUUAUCAUCGCUCUUUGGCAAUAAGCAACGAAGACAAUUGCGAAUAAGCACAAUUGAUAUGCACUACGACGUCAUCAGCGCAUCGGGCCCUCCCUACGAGGACAAUAGCACAACCAGAACACUGGCGGGCUGUACCAACGGAUGUCCCAAGAGUACUGAUUUCUGACGAUUAAAACUGUUCAACGUGGAUUUAGCUAUGAUGACGCGAUCUACGCGACAACUAUCUUGUAUGUGUUGGUGAAAUGUUAUGUCAUAAUUGACCAUAACAUUCUGGCAAUAAUAUAUGUGAAUCAUA
Molecule: messenger RNA, 1567 nt
Organism: Lineus longissimus
Lineage: Eukaryota; Metazoa; Nemertea; Pilidiophora; Heteronemertea; Lineidae
Exons: 2
Coding region: 300-1103 (267 amino acids)
Source: RefSeq, a predicted model, not a curated record